Molecule: messenger RNA, 1962 nt
Organism: Heterobasidion irregulare TC 32-1
Lineage: Eukaryota; Fungi; Basidiomycota; Agaricomycetes; Russulales; Bondarzewiaceae
Exons: 5
Coding region: 1-1857 (618 amino acids)
Biological process (GO): rRNA processing
Cellular component (GO): Pwp2p-containing subcomplex of 90S preribosome; small-subunit processome
Molecular function (GO): protein binding
Source: RefSeq, a predicted model, not a curated record
AUGGCAAAACAUUCUCGAAAACGCCAGCGUCUGGAAAAAGCGACAGAAAGCGACAUUGUACCACUGGGUGCACGGCCAUCUCUCACAGACGACGCAAGCAAAGACGACGAGGAGCGACGGCUCGAGAGUUUACUUUUCGGGACGCCGUUCGUGCCGUCUGGGAAAGGCAAGGGGACCAUCCUUGUAGUGGGCAACGAAUCUGACGGCGGAGAUGAGGCGAACGCCGGUGGUGCGGCAGAGUUCGAGGGGCUUUUGGACGAUGAUUUAUUUUUUAUAGACAAUGCUGCGCCGCCCAACAAUAAUACGAUUGCGGAGCCGGACAUAGUAGACUUGGAAGCAUCACAGGGCUCGGUGCAAAGUGGGGAUGAAGCGGACCAGGGGGGAGACGCGGACGGGAACGAGGAUGGAGAUGAAGACGAGGAAGAGGACGAGGACGAGGAUGAAGACGGGAACGAAGAAACACCCCAGAUCAACGCGCCAGAUGAGCAUUCCCUACUCGGAUCAUCUCUCCCAAAAAGUCGCAAGGCCCCGGCAUGGACAGACCCAGACGACAACACCCUCGAAAUAUCCCUCACCUCCUCCACCCGCCUGCGCAAGCUUCGGGAUGCUCCGUCCGAGGACACACUAGGCGGACGCGAAUACGAACGGCGCCUGCGGCGACAAUACGAGAAAAUCCACCCCACGCCAGAAUGGGCCGCCGACGCGCGCAAAAAGCGUUCAAAACGCCGCCGCGAGGAACAGGGGGACAAUGAGGCGGAGGAAAGUGUCGAUGAGCUGGUUUCAUCCACGCGAGGGAUUCUAAGUAGUGACAGGAAGGAAGGAAGGAUUGAGCCGGGGGUGUUGGCUAUCGAGAGGUUGAGAGACGCGAACCAGGCGGCGCAGGCGGAAGGGGAGAUCAAGUCGAUUCAGUUUCAUCCCUCGUCUAGUGUUUCCGUCCUUUUGGCUGCAAGCGCGGACAGGCGCGUACGCCUCUUCAACGUCGACGGCCACACGAACCCCCACCUCCAAACCCUCCAUAUACCCUCGCUCCCUGUCACAAAUGCACAGUUUCACCCAUCUGGGUCGUCUGUCUUACUAACCGGACAACGCCCGUUUUACUACACAUAUGACCUGCAGUCAGGCGCUACCACACGCUCCCCGCGAGGGCUGUGGGGCACGACUUUCAACGCCUCAAAUCCCUCUGCCCAAGACCAGAGCAUGGAUAUCUGCGCGUUUGAUCCUACAGGACAGGUCCUCGCUGUCGCUGGGCGGAGAGGUUACGUGCACCUUGUGGAUUGGACGAGCGGCGGGGGACAGGUUGUCGGAAGCAUCAAGGCAAACGCGUCGGUCAAGGCGCUCUGGUGGGCGCGCGGACCGCGGGGAGGGGCGAGGGAGUUGAUGACAUUGGGAGAGGAUGCGGAGAUCUAUGUGUGGGACGUGGGUGAGCGCAAGUGUGUGAGGCGAUGGAAGGACGACGGGGGAUAUGGCAGUCGAGUGCUCUGCGGAGAUCAGGCGGGAAAUUACGUUUCGGUUGGAUCCAAGUCCGGCAUUGUCAACGUCUACAGUUCUGACGCAGUGUCCUCCGAGAAGGUCCGGCCAAAGCCUCUCAAAGCCAUCGGCAACCUCACGACCUCGAUCUCCGCCGCGCGGUUCAAUCACGACUCGCAGCUGCUUGCCGUUGCUAGCAAUGUCAAAAAGGACCAAAUGCGCCUGAUACACCUUCCAUCACUGACUGCGUUCUCUAAUUGGCCAACUUCGAGCACGCCACUCGGGCAUGUCACGAGCGUCGAUUUUUCCGUGGGGAGCGAAUAUAUCGCUGUUGGGAACACAAGAGGACGCGUGCUGCUGUAUCACCUUCGGGACUUUGGUUCUCGAUGAGCGAUGAUCUAAUUGAUCACAUGCACUCCGUACUAUGCAGGUUAUCGAAACAUAUAUUCGCAGACAAGCGACGGGGCAAGGUAGAAUUGAAAUGGGGAUAAGUAC